Messenger RNA from Pundamilia nyererei, 1680 nucleotides. RefSeq names its product HNF1 homeobox a (gene hnf1a). Gene Ontology annotation, biological process: pancreas development; regulation of transcription by RNA polymerase II; insulin secretion. The record is from RefSeq and is a predicted model, not a curated record. Bases 1 to 1680 code for a protein of 559 amino acids. Gene Ontology annotation, molecular function: DNA-binding transcription factor activity, RNA polymerase II-specific; RNA polymerase II cis-regulatory region sequence-specific DNA binding. Gene Ontology annotation, cellular component: nucleus. NCBI's taxonomy places the organism in Eukaryota, Metazoa, Chordata, Actinopteri, Cichliformes, Cichlidae. The transcript is spliced from 10 exons.
AUGGAGGUAGAGGAGAGGGCUGAGGCAGCCAAAGCAGGGCCGAGUCGUUUGACGGCCCUGCAGGAGCAGCUGAUCUGGGCCCUGCUGGAAUCUGGACUGUCCCGGGAGGUUCUGAUCCAAGCCAUGGGGGAACUGGAACGAAACAGGGCAAGUGCUGGCAACGAGAAGGGAGAAAGGGGGGAUGGAGAGAGCUCAGAGGAGGGAGAAAUGGAUUUCCCGCCACCUAUAUACCGAGAACUGGAGAAGCUCCCUCCAGAGGAGGCGUCCAAACUGAGGACUGAAGUCGAGCACCUACUGCAUGGGGAUCCCUGGCAUGUUGCAAAAAUGGUAAAAAGCUACAUGCAGCAGCAUAACCUACCUCAGCGGGAGGUGGUGGAGUCCACGGGACUCAACCAGUCUCACCUCUCCCAGCACCUCAACAAAGGCACGCCCAUGAAGAACCAAAAAAGAGCUUCUCUGUACACCUGGUAUGUCAAGAAGCAGUGCGAGAUCAGCCAGCAAUUUACCAAUGCCAAACAUGGCCUUGCAACUGUGAAGGAGCAAGGGGAGGACACCAAGAAAGGACGGAGGAACAGGUUCAAGUGGGGUCCAGCAUCCCUGCAGAUCCUCUUCCACGCCUACGAACGACAGAAGAACCCGAGCAAGGAGGAAAGAGAGGGGCUGGUGGAGGAGUGUAACAGGGCAGAAUGCCUCCAGAGGGGCGUGUCUCCCUCCCAGCUUGCUGGCCUCGGCUCUAACCUGGUCACUGAAGUCCGAGUGUACAACUGGUUCGCUAACCGUCGGAAAGAGGAGGCUUUUCGUCACAAACUGGCCCUCGACACGCCUUUCGGCAGUCAGACUGCCUCAUCCUCCAACGCCAACCUUCCACCCAGUCCCGAGCACGGUGUGAAAUACGGCCAGCACAUCCCAUGCGACACUGUGAGCUCAGCCAGAGGCAGCGGAGGGGAGAGAGUGGGGCAUCUCAUGGUGAGUCCAGUCCAACUGGAGCCAAGCCACACACUCCUCGAGACCCAUAACCCCAAGCUGGUGUCCAGCGGUGGGCCACUACCCCCAGUAAGCACUCUAACCUCCCUGCACAGUCUGUCUGCCUCACCUGCAUCCUCACAGAGCCUCAUCAUGGCCUCAGUGCCCAGCGUCAUGAGUCUGGGGGAGUCCUCCCUUCUCAUUGGUUUAGCCUCCACGCAACCUCAGACGGUGCCUGUCAUAAACAACAUGGGAGGCGGUUUCACAACCUUGCAGCCCAUCUCAUUCCAGCAGCAGCUUCACGCCUCUCCUCAGCCGCCAAUACCACAGCAGCUUCAGAGUCACAUGGCUGCCAGUCCGUUCAUGGCAACCAUGGCACAGCUGCCAUGUCACAUGUACAGCAAAUCGGAUUCGCCCCAGUACCACCCGUCCAGUUUGCUCUCACAAGCCAUGGUCAUCGCAGACAGCAGCAGCCUGACCAGCCUCACUGCUGUCAGACAGAUUCUGACCACAGACCCUGAGGAGCAGGAAGACGCACCUUUACAGGAAGACUCUCUAAACAUGCAACCACACUCACCUGCACCAGUUUCAUCCGAGAGCCUCGAGCUGUAUCCUUCCUCUCAGGCGACAGAAAGCCAUCAAUCUCACCUCCUCUCACCGUCUCCAACAGAAAUCAGCUCCUACAUCCCUGCACAAAUGGUUUCCACAGCACAGUAA